Messenger RNA from Synchiropus splendidus (mandarinfish), 1564 nucleotides. RefSeq lists its product as uncharacterized. The record is from RefSeq and is a predicted model, not a curated record. Bases 442 to 1530 code for a protein of 362 amino acids. The transcript has 5 exons. Gene Ontology annotation, molecular function: protein binding. NCBI's taxonomy places the organism in Eukaryota, Metazoa, Chordata, Actinopteri, Syngnathiformes, Callionymidae.
GUUGCUCACACUGGCCACACUAACAUGCACACUCUUUCAAUUCGCUUUCACGCGUCAGCAUUUUGUCUUUCACAUUCGAACGCCGAGUCGCUAGCCUCCACCACCUGUCCCUCAUUUAUUCAGCGCAGCUCUUGCCAGUUGGUUGUGUACUUAGUGCAUAUUUCCACUGCACAAUCGUCUCUCCACCAAGCAGCUACAGAGACAAGAUGAGGAAGACGGAUGGGCGCAUGAGGGAGGUGUAGGAUGUGGGCAGUGUUUGAGGACAGGAAUGUAUCAGACGCAGGGUAAACACAUACAUGCACAUUAACACAAACACAGGCACGCACGCACACUGUGCCCCUCAGCUCCAGCUGUGCGCAGAAAGCUUCAGUGGGAAUUGAAAACCGUCUUUGUUGAGUUGCGCCUUCACAACAGGUCUCCCUCCUGAACAUCGCCGCAUCCAUGGAUGUCUGGUUCUUGCCACUGGUUCUGCUCUGUCUGACAGAGUCCACGCAGACCACUGCUAUGGACUUUGGAGGCGUUCCUCUAUGGAUCAACCGGCUUCUUGGCGAGCCCAGUGUGAUGAGCCUGCAGGGCAGAAUGGACUCUGCCUGGUUGAGGGCCAACAACCCCCAACCCUGCCCUCAACAGUGUGACUGUCCCAUCCACUGGCCCACGGCGUUGUACUGCGACAAUAGAGUUCUGACACAUGUCCCGGACCAGCUGCCAGAGAGAACCGAGUACAUAUUCAUGCAGGGAAACAACAUAUCCUCCUUGUCCUCUUCGGCCCUGGUCAACAUGACGGGCCUCCGCUGGCUCAUACUGGAUAACAACAAGCUGCAGAAUGAUAAGCUGGACAAGGACGCCCUGCAGAACCUGACCCAUUUGUGUUAUCUUUUUGCUAACCACAACCACUUGACCUCCAUCCCCGGUGGUUUGCCGAGCGGACUCAAGCAGCUGCGACUGGCCCACAACAGGAUCAGCAGCAUCAGCCCUGGAGCGCUGCAGAACCUUUCAAACCUGACGCUGCUGCUGCUGCAUGGGAACAAGCUGAAAACUCUGCCAGAGGGAGAGUUGAGAGGUCUGCUUCGUCUGAACCUGCUGGACCUCAGUGACAACUCAUUCUCCACCGUCCCCGGACGUCUACCUCCCUCUGUGCAGCAGCUCUACCUGUCCAACAACUCUCUGGCUGCACUUACUGAGGACAAUUUCCAGGGUCUGUUCAACCUGAAGUACCUUCGCCUCAGUCACUGUGGGCUGCAGAGUCACAACAUCCAUCAUCAGGCUUUCAACUUCACCAGCCUAAUUGAACUGGACCUGUCCUAUAACAGACUCAUGACCAUUCCAACUGUCCCUACUAGCCUGCAGUACCUGUAUCUGGAGGCCAAUGCAAUACAAGACAUCAACAUGACCAGCUUCUGUCGAGAGGUGGGACCUCUUUCCUUCUCCUGGAUGAGGAUUCUUCGACUGGAUGGGAACAAGCUGUCACCCCAACAUUUGCCCCGAGACUGGGCCUUUUGCCUGAGAGUCAUACAAACACUGCUCAUCUGAUUGUGCAUCAAACAAAAGUUUGAAUAAACAUGAU